AUGUUCAACAUCAUAUUCGAUCCUGUACGAAACCGGUCUCAGCUUAAACGCUUCAAUGGAGACUACUACGUGGAAAUGAAGGACGAGGAACGUACGCUGACAGCAUCACCCCAUUGCACAUUGCGCAAGAUGAACAUUCGGGUCAAGGUCGACCAUCCACUCAUACCGUGGGUAGUGAAGGUCAGGCGAAAGGAGGGUAUUCGGUGCAUUGAUGUAUUCGAAGCUGUUUAUAGCUGCUUCAACACGACGUUGACGCCCGACGAAGAGCUCCGGUACCAGCAGUACCUGAAGACAGACUGGUGCGUUACGGCCUUCAAGUUCCGCUGCGCGAAAAGCCCCGGAAUCACUUACGUCAACGAGAGACAAGGCAGGCGUCGAGUUGACCUCCUAGGCGAGCGGACCUUUUUCGGCGGUUUAACGCAUGACGGAGAUGACAAGUGGACCUUGGCGUUGGAGACGCACCGACGGUUUGCCCCCUGUUAUAUGUAA
Molecule: messenger RNA, 489 nt
Organism: Desarmillaria tabescens
Lineage: Eukaryota; Fungi; Basidiomycota; Agaricomycetes; Agaricales; Physalacriaceae
Exons: 1
Coding region: 1-489 (162 amino acids)
Source: RefSeq, a predicted model, not a curated record